AUGAGUGAGUCGACCAACUCCUCGAUCUUCGUGCUCCUCGAUGGCAAGGAAGCCUACCUCCGCAUCACGGAGGACUGCCUUGUUCUCCAAUACGCACACGAAGACGAACCAAGACAGUGUAAGACCUUCCAAAUAUGUCCGCCGUCGAUAUGUAUAUGUCGAUCCAAGAAGCGGACGAGACCGAGGGCAGUGAUGUUACGAGACAUCCUCUGGGCGGAAGCAAGCAAUGGCACUCUGGAAAUCAACUACGCGAAGCACACGUCAAAGACUGAGGUCGCACCAGCGACUAGGAAGUAUCAACUCAUGUUCGACAACCAAAGCGGGGCGCAAAUGUGGAUCGAACAGCUGCUGGAAGCGAGUUACGGGAAGUCCCUCCAACGCAAGCGCCUGAAAGUCCUCAUCAACCCCUUCUCUGGUCCCGGCAACGCAAAUACAGUCUGGAAAAUCCACGCCAACCCCCUCUUUCUUGCCGCACACGUCACUCUCUCCAUAACCCAUACGAAAUACAGAGAACACGCCAUCACUAUCGCUGAAGAGCUGGAUAUCGACGCUUACGAUGCAAUUGUCUGUGUUUCUGGUGAUGGGUUACCGCAUGAGGUGUUCAAUGGGUUAGCGAAGAGGAAGGAUGCGAGGAAGGCAUUGAAGGUGCCGGUGGUGUUACUGCCGGGUGGGUCGGGGAAUGGGAUGACCAUGUCGACGUUUGGGACGCCUACGGUAUCUCACGCCGCACUAGCAAUGAUCAAGGGUAUCUAUACCCCGAUUGAUCUCUGUUCCGUUACGCAGGGAUCGAAACGGACGUUAUCCUUCUUGACACAGAGUUUUGGGAUUAUCGCGGAUUGUGAUUUGGGGACGGAAGGAUUGAGGUGGGCUGGGGGACAGAGGUUUGUGAUGGGGUUGGUGCAGAGGGUGUUGGGGUUGAAGGUGUAUCCGUGUGAUGUUGCGGUGAAAAUCAUUGAUUCGGAUAAAGAUACAAUCAAGCGGAAGAUCAAGUACGACGUCCGGAAGCAGUUCAACACGAAGGAGGAUGGGGACGCGACCGAAGGCAUACCCGACCUGGCGUUCGGUACAGUACAAGACCCGGUGCCAAGUGAUUGGACGGUCGUCAAAUACGAGGACCUAACGAAUUUCUACGCCGGGAAAUGUCCAUGGGUGAGUAUGGAUUCCUGCUUCUUCCCCGCCGCAAUAACCGACGACGGCCUCCUCGACCUCGUCAUCGUCCGCGCCCCAAAAUCCCAUCAAUCGUCCGUCUCCGCCGACGGCUCCCACUCCGCACUCCUCCCACCCCCAGCUGGAAGGUGGCAGAGUAUCAAAUACCUCACAGCAACAGAAGAAGGCGGAAAGCAUUUCAAUAUGGAUUGUGUUAGUUAUUUGAAGGUUGCUGGGUUUAGGUUGACGCCAAGGAAGAGGGAGGGGUAUGUUAGUAUUGAUGGGGAGCCGAUUUUGCAUGAGGCGUUUCAGGUUGAGGUUCAUCAGGCGUUGGGGGCGACGUUGACUGUUGAUGGGAAGUUUUAUCAGGGACAUUCGCAGACUUGGCCGUAG
Messenger RNA from Saitoella complicata NRRL Y-17804, 1539 nucleotides. RefSeq names its product sphingosine kinase. Lineage: Eukaryota; Fungi; Ascomycota; Saitoellomycetes; Saitoellales; Saitoellaceae. Gene Ontology annotation, biological process: sphingosine biosynthetic process. The record is from RefSeq and is a predicted model, not a curated record. Gene Ontology annotation, cellular component: cytoplasm; intracellular membrane-bounded organelle; membrane. The transcript is spliced from 2 exons. Bases 1 to 1539 code for a protein of 512 amino acids.